GCUUGCUUUGCCCCGAGCCAACUUGGCCCAAACAAAACACAAGGAAGGCCUUUCCUUUUUCUUCUUCUUCUUCUUCUUCACCUUGUUGGAUUUCCGACACCGACCCACCCACCCCUCCCUCAAUCUCGCACAUGAUUUAGAUAUUAUUUUAUUUACUUUUCCAAGAACAGAAAAAAAGAUAAAUAAAGUCUACAUAGCACAGCAUAGCAUAUAUAUAGAUGGUGUUUUCAGAUCACCACCGUCUAAAGUUAAAAAUAUAAAACUUUAGUAGGGGAGGGUGAUAUGGGAGGAAGCAAGAACAAUAAUUAUCUGAAGAAGAGUGCUAGUACUAGUACAAGUAGUAGUAGUGGUGGUUUUACAACAAAUCCACAAGAUUACCAGCUUCUAGAAGAAGUUGGUUACGGUGCAAGUGCCACCGUUUACCGCGCGAUCUAUCUUCCUUCCAAUGACGUCGUCGCCGUCAAGUCCCUGGAUCUCGAACGCAUCAACAGCAAUCUCGAUGAUAUUCGAAGGGAGGCCCAAACAAUGAGUUUGAUAGAUCACCCUAAUGUGAUAAGGGCAUUUUGUUCAUUUGUUGUCAACCAAAACCUUUGGGUGGUUAUGCCAUUCAUGGCUGAAGGUUCUUGUCUACAUCUCAUGAAAACAGCUUAUCCAGAUGGGUUUGAAGAGUCGGCUAUUGCUUCUAUUCUCAAGGAGACUCUUAAGGCAUUGGAAUACUUGCAUCAACACGGACAUAUCCAUCGUGAUGUUAAGGCUGGAAAUAUACUUCUUGACACUAAUGGAGUGAUAAAGCUCGGUGAUUUUGGUGUCUCAGCUUGUAUGUUUGAUAGAGGUGAUAGACAACGUUCAAGAAAUACAUUUGUAGGAACUCCUUGCUGGAUGGCUCCAGAGGUUCUUCAGCCAGGAAGUGGAUAUGAUUUCAAGGCUGACAUUUGGUCUUUUGGAAUUACUGCACUGGAGCUAGCUCAUGGUCAUGCCCCUUUCUCAAAGUACCCUCCGAUGAAGGUACUCUUGAUGACCAUCCAAAAUGCACCCCCUGGACUUGAUUAUGAUCGCGAUAAACGGUUUUCUAAGUCCUUUAAAGAAUUGGUUGCCAUGUGCUUGGUGAAAGAUCAAACAAAAAGGCCAACUGCUGAGAAGUUGUUAAAACAUUCCUUUUUUAAGCAAGCUAAACCUCCAGAGCUUUCUGUCAAGAAACUCUUUACUGACUUGCCACCACUGUGGCAUCGUGUGAAAGCCCUUCAGAUUAAAGAUGCUGCUCAACUAGCUCUGAAGAAGAUGCCCUCAGCUGAACAAGAGGCCAUAUCACAGAGUGAGUACCAGCGGGGUGUCAGCGCCUGGAACUUUGAUGUUCAAGAUUUAAAAUUCAAAGCAUCCUUGGUGCAAGAUGAUGACGAAAUUCAAGAUAUUAGGGAAGAUGAUGUAAAUUCAAGUUCAUAUGUCAAUAAUGAUGCUUCUGAUUCGAAGGCUACUAGUGGCAAACAAUAUUCUACAAACGAGAGCGUUUGCAGUGAUGAAGUAGUUCCAUCCGAAAGCAUUAGCAACAAAGAAGAGACUCCUGAAAGUAAUGUGUUAGAAGAUAAUAAAGGGACCACUGAUUUAGAAAAAAGCAGAAUAAAAGCAGAGCAAUUACCAUCAACCUCAGAUAAAGAGGCUAAAACUAGAAUUCUAUCCGCAAGAAAUCGUCAAACACAGAGUGGGCCUCUUGUGGCUGGUGUCGUCUUAAAUCAUUCCAAGUCCGAAAGAAGUCGUAAUUUUGAAAGAUCUGAUAAUGGAAGCUCACAAGCAGUUGAAAAAGUUCAUCAAGUAAGAAGAGCUCCUAGCUUUAGUGGUCCUUUGAACCUUCCAAACCGUGCAUCUGGAAACAGUUUAUCGGCCCCAAUAAAACCAACCGGAGGAUAUAGGGAUUCAAUGGAUGACAAGUCAAAAGCAAAUUUGGUACAAAUAAAAGGAAGGUUUUCUGUGACAUCUGAAGACCUUGAUCUUGUUAAGGAUAUUCCAUUAUAUUCAGUUCCUAGACGGUCACCCCAGGAUGCAUCACUGAGGAAGUCCGCAAGUGUAGGGGACUGGAUAUUCGAUUCAAAUAAAAUGCCUACUCCUAGGGAGAUUAAUAGUAGUUCUGUACAUAGCAAUUUAUCUGCAUCAGUGCUCAUGCCCCACCUUCAAAACCUCUUUCAGCAGACAUCACUACAACAGGAUCUUAUCUUGAGUUUGUUGAAUAGCUUGCAAUCAUCUGAGGUGGCAGAGGCUUCUCAAAAUGGGAAGCUGCCCCCAUUGCCUCGCAGUUCCGAGAACAAUGGAUCUGUUGAAGUUUCCGAUAGAGAACGUUUGCUGCUUACGAAGGUUUCUGAGCUACAGUCCAGGUUAACUAUUUUGACCGAGGAAUUGACCACAGAAAAGUUAAAAUACGUACAGUUACAAGAGAGAGUUGAUGCUAUUACCAGCCGGGAGGAUGGGCAGAAAGGUGAAUCUGAUGCUUGAAGUCCUUGAGAUACUGCUGAUGUAAUGCUGUAUAUUCUGGUGCAAGUAGUGGGCUCGCAAUCAAGAUAUUGGAUGCUCUUCCUCAACAACCGUGUAAUAAGUUUUUGUUAAAAGAUUUUCUGAUCUUGAAAUGCGAACAAUCGGGUAGUGAAGAAACCAUUUCUUUGAUUCAUUUUUCGUACAAAGAGAAAGAGCACUUGGGUUUGCAAGCAUGAUUGCUUGAUUCUUUGGGCUGAAUCUCUUAAAGCUCAUGCCAUAUAUAAUAUGUAUGUUCAAUGUUGUAGUAGGCGUAGUCAACAAAUAUUUACAUGAUAAGUUUUUUGUUGUAUCUUGGCGGAAAUGUGAAUAUCACAAUAAACAAAACUACAUGACGUUUUCUCAUAUUGGGUUUGAGGUAUCUGCCCUGUUUUGUGAAUGCAUGUGUAUGCAAUAAUGUAUAAAAGGAUGUGAUUUUUUUUUUC
Messenger RNA from Erigeron canadensis, 2942 nucleotides. RefSeq names its product STE20/SPS1-related proline-alanine-rich protein kinase-like. Gene Ontology annotation, biological process: protein phosphorylation. The record is from RefSeq and is a predicted model, not a curated record. Lineage: Eukaryota; Viridiplantae; Streptophyta; Magnoliopsida; Asterales; Asteraceae. The transcript is spliced from 23 exons. Gene Ontology annotation, molecular function: protein kinase activity; ATP binding; protein serine/threonine kinase activator activity. Bases 283 to 2481 code for a protein of 732 amino acids.